AUAGCCACAUACGAGCUCGAAUAAUAAACAAACAAACAUACGGAUCACAGGAAUUAUUACAUACAUCUUCUGUAUCUAUAUUAUACUCGAAUCCACUGCUUUGAAUUAUCUUUCGAGUCAAACAUAUUGCCCAUCAUGGCAACUACUAAACAACGUCUCGCACUUUCCAUCAUCGAUUUCCUCUCUACCUCCCUCAUUGAUGGUACCCUCAACGAAGAAGAACGCGAGUCCAUCGAAAUCGCCCAAAACUGUAUUUCCGAGUCCUUCAAAGUCGAUCCUACAGAUGCCACUCCCAAAGAUUCCCAAAACCUUCUCCAAAUUUACAGUGUCUAUGAAAAAUUAAGACAAUCCCAAGCAGCAGCUGCUCCUCCCAAACCUGCCAAUGAAACCCCAACUGGCAAGCAACCUAGCGAGGAACAAAAAAAAGAAGCCGAAGGAUUAAAGAGUCAGGGAAAUGCAGCUAUGGCUAAGAAAGAUUAUAAAAAAGCAAUUGAUUUAUACUCGCAAGCUUUGGCUAUCAUACCCGGUAACCCAAUUUUCUUGAGUAAUCGCGCAGCUGCAUAUUCAGCAUCUAAGGAUCAUGAAUCUGCAAAGGCGGAUGCGGAGGCAGCAGUUGAUGCUGAUCCUAAAUAUACAAAGGCAUGGUCUAGAUUGGGACUUGCGAGAUUUGCAAUGGGAGAUGCGAAGGGUUCGAUGGAAGCCUAUGAGAAGGGGAUUGAGUAUGAGGGAAAUGGGGGAAGUGAUGCUAUGAAGAAGGGAUAUGAGACUGCGAAGAAGAGAGUGCAGGAAUUGGAAGCUGGAGGAUUAGAUGAGGAUGAGGUUGCUGAGAGAGGUGCUCCUGGUGGUGCAGGUGGUAUGCCUGAUUUGGCUAGUUUGGCGGGUAUGUUUGGUGGUGGUGGAGCUGGUGGUGGUGGUGGUGGAAUGCCCGAUUUGAGCUCGAUUAUGAGUAAUCCUAUGUUUGCGAGCAUGGCUCAAAACUUAAUGAGUAACCCGGAUGCGUUGAAUAGUAUUAUGAGUAAUCCUAGGAUACGCGAGAUGGCUAAUCAAUUUGGUGGUGGUGGAGCUGGAGGUAAUGGAGGUGGAAUGCCGGAUCUUUCAAGUUUGAUGAAUGAUCCUUCUAUUGCUGAGAUGUAAGUCUUGUCUUUUUAUAUCAAUCUUCCAUAUGUACUAAUAUAAUCAAACAGGGCUAGAAACUUAGGUGGAGCAGGAAGAGGUGCAGGUGCUGGACGUGGUGCUCCCCAAUAGACGAAUGAUUUUGUGAUUAGCAUGUUAACGAUUCCCUUGAGAGCACAUUUGGUUCAUUGUUUCAUGACAAUUUGUUACGAGAGAAUGGAUAGAUACGAAUACUCAUUGCAAACAAAUAUCAUAUAACCUAAUUAGUACCUUGUGUUUGGGGUGAAAUUAUGUCUAUAAUUGCAUG
Molecule: messenger RNA, 1420 nt
Organism: Sclerotinia trifoliorum
Lineage: Eukaryota; Fungi; Ascomycota; Leotiomycetes; Helotiales; Sclerotiniaceae
Source: the annotation of a GenBank genome assembly